Molecule: messenger RNA, 996 nt
Organism: Branchiostoma floridae (Florida lancelet)
Lineage: Eukaryota; Metazoa; Chordata; Leptocardii; Amphioxiformes; Branchiostomatidae
Product: trypsin-3-like
Exons: 8
Coding region: 79-948 (289 amino acids)
Biological process (GO): proteolysis
Molecular function (GO): serine-type endopeptidase activity
Source: RefSeq, a predicted model, not a curated record
AAGACAAGACGUGUUUCUCGAAGAACCCUCUUAUCUAGUUCACCGACAGCGACAUCUCUCAUCGAACUGGACGUCAUCAUGUGGCUGUUGUGUCUAGCAGUGUGUGUCCUUGGAGCCCAAGCACAAAAGGGAGCAGACGGCGGUAAGUGUGGUGUUCCCGCCAUUCAACCUUACCCGGGCAACCGUAUCGUAGGGGGUCAGGCAGCCAAGCCGGGUAGCUGGCCAUGGCAGGUGUCGGUGCGGUAUUACACAGGCCAUUACUGCGGCGGUUCCAUCAUCGCACCCAACUGGAUCGUUACUGCCGCUCACUGUUUCUAUGGUGACACCAACCCAGGGAACUUGAAGAUCCAUGUCGGCAGCCACUACUUCAAUAAGAAAGACCGCAACCAACAGAACCUCGACGUCAUCAAAGUCAUUGUGCACAAGCAGUACAACUCCCGUAACAUUGACAACGACAUCGCCCUUUUGAAGCUGUCCAGUAGCAUCGAGUUUACUGACUACGCCAGCCCUGUGUGCCUGCCAACAGUUGACGCACCCGACGGUACCAUGUGCUACGUCACCGGUUGGGGAGAUACAAAGGGAACCGGCUCGGACGACGUCUUGCGGCAGGCUACGGUGCCGGUCAUGAGCAGGAAAACUUGUAGCAGUCGCAGGUACUACGGUGGACAAGUCACCCACAACAUGAUCUGUGCUGGCUACGAACAGGGGGGGGUUGAUCCCUCCCAGGGUGACUCCGGUGGACCGUUGGUUUGCCAGUACAGCGAGAGCGAUCAGUGGACCCUGGACGGCAUCACGUCCUGGGGGUACGGCUGCGCACAGGCCUACAAGCCCGGUGUCUACACACGCGUCACGAACUACAUCUCCGGAUCAAAGAAAAGAUGGCGGAAAAUUAGGGCCGGCAAACACAGGCUCAUAUCCUUACAGAGCUUUCUCAGUCUCAGACACUGAGUACAAAUAAGCUCUGAGUCGCCCAAGAAAUAAAUACCAGGAACGUAA